AAUAGAAAACGGGAGCGGGGUCCCGGGACUAGAAGAAACGGCGGCCGGGAGGGGGCUACGGGAUCAUGGGGCUUCUGACCAUUCUGAAGAAGAUGAAGCAGAAAGAGCGAGAGCUGCGGCUGCUCAUGCUUGGCUUGGACAAUGCUGGCAAAACAACCAUCCUCAAGAAGUUCAAUGGAGAAGAUGUGGACACCAUCUCCCCAACACUGGGCUUCAACAUCAAGACCCUGGAGCACCGCGGAUUCAAGCUGAACAUCUGGGAUGUGGGUGGCCAGAAGUCUCUGCGCUCCUACUGGAGAAACUACUUUGAGAGCACGGACGGCCUCAUCUGGGUGGUGGACAGCGCCGACCGCCAGCGCAUGCAGGACUGUCAGCGAGAGCUGCAGAGCCUGCUGGUGGAGGAGCGCCUGGCUGGAGCAACCCUCCUCAUCUUUGCCAACAAGCAGGACCUGCCUGGAGCACUGGCCUGUAAUGCUAUUCAGGAGGCCCUGGAUCUGGACUCCAUCCGCAGCCACCACUGGCGCAUCCAGGGCUGCAGUGCCGUCACAGGGGAGGAUCUGCUGCCUGGCAUCGACUGGCUCCUCGAUGACAUUUCCAGUCGUGUCUUUACUGCCGACUGAGCUUCUUCAGUGUCCCCAGCUCACUGUCUAGGUCCCUGUCCUCCUCAGACACUAGCCAGAGGGAUGAGCACCAGCUGGCCAGACUAACACAACCCACCGUGACCUGCUGCUGCUGCUGCUGCCCAUUGCUGCUCCCCCCGGGUGGGGCUAUCAUCCUGUCUCCCAAAGUGGCCUGCAGUUGCCAUGCCAAAAGGAAAGGCUGGGCUGGGUGGGACUACUGGCUGCUGCCAGGGUCCUGGGUGUCGCCUCGCCUCUGUCCAGCAGUGAGAAUAAAGCACUCCUCACCCAGUU
This is a messenger RNA of Arvicanthis niloticus (Nile rat), 911 nucleotides long. It is a transcript of the gene Arl2, whose product is annotated as ARF like GTPase 2. NCBI's taxonomy places the organism in Eukaryota, Metazoa, Chordata, Mammalia, Rodentia, Muridae. The record is from RefSeq and is a predicted model, not a curated record. Gene Ontology annotation, molecular function: GTPase activity; GTP binding.